Molecule: messenger RNA, 1518 nt
Organism: Ascoidea rubescens DSM 1968
Lineage: Eukaryota; Fungi; Ascomycota; Saccharomycetes; Ascoideales; Ascoideaceae
Exons: 1
Coding region: 1-1518 (505 amino acids)
Source: RefSeq, a predicted model, not a curated record
AUGGCAGGGUGUUACGAGCCGAAUGGCGACGUGUAUUUGGAUGAGAUAGACACCAAUCUCGUUGAUCCAGACUUGGACGAUGUGCUUUGGUGGAGCUUACCGAAAAGCAGUUUUGCAGGUGGUACGGGAGUAAAGAAGAGUGAUAAUGGUGAGGGUGGAAAGAGAGCAAUUAAGAAAUCUAAUCAUGAGCUAGAUUUGAUGCGAAGUUCAAUGCAAAGUUCAAUGCAAGUGGAUGAUGUUGAUGGGAGUGAUCGACAAAGGGAGAGGGAUAAGAAUAGGAUGGUUUCAAAUCGACAAAGCACUAGAUAUCGAUCGAGAAGACAUGUCAACGAAUCAAUUGCCAGUGACGCAUUUGUGAUUGAUCUAUCUGAUGAAGAGGAUGAUGAAGAGGAUGAUGAAGACAUCAUCGUGAAAGAAGUGGUUAAAAAAAGAAGGAAACGAGAAACUUUUGUGAAAAGUAAAAAAGUUGAAAAGCUCAAUCAGUCCAAGAAAUCCAGACAACUGAAGCAAGUUGAGUUUAAAAAGACUAAUAUUGAUAUCGAGAUUGAUUUUGAUAAUGAAGAUAAAGAGUCUGGAUAUAGUGCGGAGAAACCUAUAGUUGUCAAAAAUAUGAAUGAAAUCAAAAGUAUAAAUACAAAGGAUUAUGAGAAUAUCGAGCUUGAUGAGAGUGCGAUAACAUUGGAAGAUUUAUGUUCAAGGGUAUUCUCAAUUGGCAGAAAGUCAAAGAACUUUGAUUUGGCUGAACAGGCCAGGAAGGAUCGAAUAAAUAGACGAAAAAACAAAAAUAGGAAUGCAAAUAAAGAUCAACAGGAAGAUAAAGGUGGCGACGACAUUAAAACUGAUGGGGAAGAUGGUCAGAAUCAGACCAAUGCUUUUGAUUUACUAGAUCCACAAUUAAACGAAUACAAGGUGGAAAAUGCAAAGGAAGAAGAUAGGCUAACUAUUAAAAAGGAUAAAGAUGGAGAUAUGAAAUUAAAAAUCGUGAAUGGAGUGAUUCAAAUUGAGGAAGAAAAACAAAUAUUCUUCCAAGAAAGCAAUUGUGUUCAGGAGGAAAGAAUACGACAAUUGAAAAGGGAUACAAAAUUCAAGAUAGUCGACCAUGAAAAUCCAUUUGAAAACAUUCUCCUAUCGAAUGCCUUUACGAAAAGUGAUCGGACAAAGACCCUCAAUCCAAAUCUGAUCUCCAGCUGGAGCAUUAAGGAAACGAUCAAGUUCUACAAGGCCUUGAGCUCCUACGGCACAGACUUCCAGUUGAUUGCCCAGCUCUUCCCGAACAAAACGCGGGAGAAGAUCAAGGGCAAGUACUCUGUGGAAACGAGGCGAAACCCGGAGUUGGUUGAGUUCUCCUUGAACAACAAAAGCGCCAUCAACGUGAAGCAGUACUUCAGGGACGUGAACGAAAACAAAGCGCCGGACAACCUCACGCACUUCAAGACGCUCGCGCAGUUCAACGACGAGCUCCGGAAAUUGCGCGAGGACAACGACCGCUUCAUCAGCAAGCUCGAGCGGAAAAUGUAG